Brachypodium distachyon (stiff brome) is the source of this 1767-nucleotide messenger RNA. RefSeq names its product aluminum-activated malate transporter 9. NCBI's taxonomy places the organism in Eukaryota, Viridiplantae, Streptophyta, Magnoliopsida, Poales, Poaceae. Bases 1 to 1767 code for a protein of 588 amino acids. The transcript is spliced from 5 exons. Gene Ontology annotation, biological process: malate transport. Gene Ontology annotation, cellular component: plant-type vacuole membrane. The record is from RefSeq and is a predicted model, not a curated record.
AUGGGGUCGCCGGAGCUGCGGUCGACGCUGGACUACCACCAGCGAGGCGGCGGGCUGGGCGACCCGCUGCUGCAGGCGUUCGACUGGGGCGCCGUCGCCGCCGGAGCCGGAGAAGAGAGGGAUCGGGCGCCGGCGCUGCGGCGGGCGGCGGGGGCGGUGCUGGCGGGGGCGCGCGAGAUGUGGGCGUUCGCGCGCAAGGACCCGCGGAAGCCGGUGUACUCGGCCAAGGUGGCCACGGCGCUGGCGCUCAUCACGCUGCUAGUCUUCCUCCGCGAGCCCAGCGACAUCGUCAGCCACUCCGUCUGGGCCAUCCUCACCGUCGUCGUCGUCUUCGAGUACACCAUCGGUGCAACGUUGAGCAAAGGCCUUAACAGGGGACUGGGGACUCUGACGGCAGGAGGGCUUGCUCUCGCAGUCGCUGAAUCCGCCAGGCGCAUCGACAACCUGGACAUCGUGUUCCUCAUCUUCAUCACUUUCGUCGUCGCAUUUGGCGCGACCUUGGUGAAGCUGCACCCGAAGAUGAAGCCCUACGAGUACGGGCUCCGCGUGUUCCUGCUGACCUUCUGCUACGUGACGGUGUCCGGGUACAGCACCGGGGAGUUCAUCGGCACGGCCGUGAGCCGGUUCCUGCUCAUCGCCAUCGGUGCCGCAGUCAGCCUGGCGAUCAACAUCGGCAUACACCCGAUCUGGGCUGGGGAGGAUCUGCACCACCUCGUGGCCAAGAACUUCGCCGGCGUCGCAAAAUCCUUGGAAGGAUGUGUUGAUGGAUACCUGACAUGCAUGGAGUACGAAAGGGUCCCUUCGAAGAUACUCACGUACCAGGCUUCCGACGACCCUCUUUACAGCGGGUACAGGGAAGCCGUGGAGGCACAGGCUCAAGAGGAAACCCUGCUAGGAUUUGCUAUCUGGGAGCCACCGCACGGGCCAUACAAGAAGAUGAAGUACCCAUGGGUGAGCUACACGAAAGUCGGCGGCGCGCUGCGGCACUGCUCGUUCGCGGUGAUGGCGCUGCACGGGUGCAUCCUUUCGGAGAUCCAGGCGCCGCCGGAGAGCCGCAGGGUGUUCAGCACGGAGCUCCACACGGUGGGGAAGGAGGGCGCCAAGGUGCUGCGUGAGCUCGGGCAGCGGGUCAAGACCAUGACGCGGCUGGCCUCCCCCAACGUCCUGGCCGAGGUCCACCACGCCGCCGAGCAGCUCCAGCGGAAGAUCGACCAGCGCUCCUACAUCCUCGUCAGCACGGACCGCUGGGGCGAGGCCACCCCCCGGCAGCGCGGCCAUGGCCAUGCCGGCGCCGAAGGGGACAAAGACAAAGACAACGACGCGCCGCCGGGGCCGGAGCAUGCCGUGGUCGUGAACAUCGGCGCGGAGUACAGCGUCGUGGCGUCGAGCUCGUCGUCCCUGGCGCGGUUCGACUCUUCGGCUUCGGCGUCGGCGGAUGGCGGCAGCGGCUGCUUAGCGUUCAGGGCGCAGGCGUCGUGGCCGGCGCGGCUGCCGCCGUUCCAGCAGGGCGGGCUGCCGUUCGACGCCGUGGAGGCGCGCACGUACGAGAGCGCCAGCGCGCUGUCGCUGGCCACGUUCGCGUCGCUGCUCAUCGAGUUCGUCGCGCGGCUCCGGAACCUCGUGGACGCCUUCGAGGAGCUCAGCGACAACGCGGGAUUCAAGGACCCCGUCGAGGAACCCUCCUCCUCUACGGCGGCCACCGGCAGCGGUACUGCUGCUGGUCUUUUGUUAGGCAGAAUACCCGAGUUCUUUAGAUGCAAGAGAUGA